This is a messenger RNA of Saccostrea echinata, 701 nucleotides long. RefSeq lists its product as uncharacterized. The transcript has 2 exons. Lineage: Eukaryota; Metazoa; Mollusca; Bivalvia; Ostreida; Ostreidae. The record is from RefSeq and is a predicted model, not a curated record. The annotation marks the transcript as partial.
UUUGUAUCAACAGGGGAAGAAAAUGAAACAACUGUCACAGAAAUUUCUCCUGCCACACCUGUGCAAGAUGCAAAGCAAACGUGGACCAACUGUCUCACGAAAGGCCUCAUCAAUUUAAGAGGCGAGUUGGAUGCAGAGUUUGCCUCAAAGAAGAAGACCCAUAAAGCUCUGUGGAAAGAAAUUGCAGCCAAAUUGAAGGAAGAGUAUGGGUUUACUGGUGACUGGCUUCAGUGCCAAUCAAAAUUCAACAAGCUUACUGCCAAGUAUAAGGCAGUAGAGGAUGCGAAUAAGAAGUCUGGUGAGAGACGGCGGUCCAUGGAGUUCUAUGAAGAAAUGAUGGAGGUUAUGGGUGAUGAUCCAAAAAUAACGCAAUUAAAAACAAUAUCUGUUGGUGUGGGUAAGGGGUUAAGUAUUAUUAGUGGUGACAAGGGGGAGAAAGUGGAGGGGCAUGAGAGAGUGAGUGUUAAAGUAGGGUGUGAGAAAGUGAAGAACGUGUCUAAGCGUAAGAGGGAGGAUGAGUUGAUAGAUUUGUUGACUGAGGUGAGGGAUGACAGGAGAAAGUUUCAGGAGGAGCAGAUGAGAGUGAAUGAAAGAAAGCUGGUGCUUAUGGAGAAAUUAGUGUCUUUGCUUGAAAAAUAAGUUUAUUGUGUUUUCUGAUAUCAUAGAUCAAAUAAGUAAAUACAUGACCCCAAGACCAUAAA